AUGGUUGACAAACGUGUAAUUAAGCCAUCAUCUGAUUUUCACGUGGACUCAGAGGAAGGUGUGGAAGCUGGCCACGAGACGCCAGAAACAGUUAUUAAUCCAGGCACCCCUCAGCAAGCAGCUGAUGAAACUCACUCAUCACAACAACAUGAGCAUCUCAACGUCCCACCAAAGGAAUCACAGCAGAAAAAAGGAUCUAGGUCACCGUCUCCUGACUUGACUGGUCCAACUAGCUUCAAGAUUGCAACUCAAAUGGCUCGACUCAACCAAUUGAGAAGGAUGAAGGUGCAAGCUGAUGACGUAAACAGAACCACCAUGACUUUUCAAUUGAUUCAAGAAAAGAUGGAGAUGCUCAAGCAAGUCUGGAGAGAGUUCUUGGCUGAACAUGAACUCAUUGGUAAAGGUUGUCGUGUUACACUAUUCAGACACCCUUACAUGACUGAUAAUAUGUUUGAUCAAGCAUAUAAUCUGUUUGAUCAAACCAAUGACCAACUGCACUCACUCAAAUCGGAACUACAUUGUCGAGAAAUCCAAAGAUCACUCACUGCAGCAGGGAUUACUCCAGCUCCAUCAAUAUACACUCCAUUCACAAGAGCUCAACUUCCUGAAAUUAAGCUGAAAUCGUUUGAUGGUCAAUACUCAACGUGGCCAGAGUUUCGUGACUUAUUCAAAUCACUUGUCAUCGAUCGACACGGACUUGCAAAUGUAGAGAAACUCCAUUACUUAAAAUCCAGUCUGACUGGACUACCAGCUCUACUGAUUAAGAACAUUCCAUUGAAUGAUGACUCAUUCGAAUCAGCUUGGAGAACACUCACCGAAAGAUACGAUGACAAGGAAAGGUUGAUCUUCUCUCACAUAGACAGCUUAUUGACUAACUCACCAGCUCCAAUAAAGACUGCUCAAGACAUUGAUCAACUCAGCGGCAAUCUACGCCAAAAUCUUGAUGCACUACGAAGUCUCAACGUCCCUGUACAACAUUGGGAUUAUAUACUGAUCACCAUUGUGACAAAAAAGCUCGACUCAUCUCUUAGGGAGGCUUGGGAAGUGAAAAGAAGCUCCUCAACUGGCACAACUCAACUAGGGGAUUUAAUGCGAUUCUUGAAUGCUAGAGCAAGAGCCCUAGAAUCAGCUCAUCCGUCAUCCAACCAGUCCAACUCAUCUACAAGUCACAACAAAGGAGCAAUUCAAAAAAAAUCAACUCAGCAAGCUAGAUCGUCUCAUCAGGCUAGCCAAAAGUCUGACUAUCCAUGUGAUCUAUGUAAAGGGAAUCAUUACAUAGUUGCAUGUGAAAAAUUCAGGAAGUUAACAGAAGCAGAAAGCUCAACUCAGACACAACCUACUGAUCAAUCUCAAGUGCCAGCUGUCAUUCAUCAUCAACGUCAACUCAACCAAAUUGAACACUCACCAACACGAUUUGCUGUACUCUUGGCAACAGCUGAAGCACUUUUGAUCACUCACCACUCAGCUACACCUGUCAGACUGCUCAUUGACCCAGGGUCUGAAUUAACAUUCAUCUCAAACAAUCUGGUGUCAGCAUUAAAACUCCAGAGACAACACUCAACAAUUCCAAUCAAAGGAAUUGGAAAUAAACUGACCAUUUACACACUAGGUCAAACUUUAAUAAAGCUCCAAUCUCGUCAUGACUCACAAUCAGUUAUUGUAAAGGCUCACAUAUUACGACAACUCACAACCACUCUUCCAACAAUAACUGAAGAAAAUCUACAUUGGCCAGAACUUGAAUCACUCAACUUAGCUGAUCCUGACUAUCUAUCACCACGGUCAGUGGAUAUUAUUGUGGGUGCUGAUUAUUAUGGAUUAAUUAGCAAGCCAUCACUCAUCAGAUGCCAAGAAUCAGCAUUGAUCGCUCAAGAAACAUUAUUUGGUUGGGUAAUACUUGGCCCAAUACCUCACUCAUCAUCGUCGACUCAUCAUGCAUCAACUCACCUGGUUGUUGAACAAUCAGAGAAUCAACUCAACGACUUAUUGCAAAAGUUCUGGACUCAAGAAGAAAUAGCUGACAGUGAUACUCAACAAAAUUCACCAGAUGAUGAAUCAUGUGAACUUCACUAUCGAACAACUCACUCACGUGAUCAUACUGGAAGAUACACUGUCAGAAUUCCAUUGAAAACAUCGCCAACUCACCUUGGAGCAUCAUUUAACACAGCCUAUAGAUGCCUGAAAAGAACAAUUCAACUGCUCAACAAGAACAACUCCUAUGCUAGCCUUUACAAAGCAUUCAUGAAAGAAUACGAAGAUCUAGGACACAUGGUGAAGGUAACAUCACACUCAUCAAUGAAGACAGGACAACCAGUGAUUGUUUCUGGUGAUCUGACGACUGGGAUGACCUUAGCACAUGAUACUCCGGUAUCAGGAGGGUUGAGGGUCUCAGGAGAAGGGUCAUUGGAGCAUUCAGCUGGCUCUUGUGCUUCUAACUCACACUCUAAUCCGUAUUACCUGCCUCACCAUGGUGUUCUACGUGAAGACAGUGAAACAACAAAACUCAGAGUAGUAUUCAACGGAUCCAGCAACUCAUCAACUGGUCUCUCGGUCAAUGAUCUUCAGUACAUUGGACCGAAAAUUCAACGAGACAUUGCAGACAUACUCAUCUGGAUCAGACAGUAUCGAGUUGUCUUCUCAUCAGACAUUACAAAAAUGUAUAGACAAAUCAAUGUUCAUAAGGACGAUUGGGACUUGCAACGAAUCCUUUGGAUUGAUGAUCGACUCAACGCAGUUCCAUACCAGCUCACAACUGUCACCUAUGGCACUCGAUCCGCUCCAUACCUCGCAAUUCGCACUAUGUUACAACUUGUCGAGGAUGAGGGACAGAGAUUCCCGCUAGCAAAAGAUCCACUCAUUAAAGGCAGAUAUAUAGAUGAUAUCUUUGGAGGAUCUGACUCACAUGAACAACUCAAAGAAAUUGCAUCACAGGUAAUUCAACUGUGUGCUGCAGGAGGAUUUCCAUUAGCAAAAUGGCACAGUAACUCACUCAACUUUAUCCAGCACAUCUCAACAAGCUCACCAUCUGAAACAACUCACAUAUUUGAAAACAGCAGCGCAAAAUUGCUAGGCCUGUCAUGGAUCCCAAGAUCAGACACAUUCAAGUUCAACUCAAAGCCACCAUGCGCACGUUCCAAACUCACAAAAAGGAUUAUUCUAUCCGAGACUGCUCAACUGUAUGAUCCACUUGGUUUUCUUGCUCCGUUCAUAAUACGAGCAAAAUCACUCCUACAAGAACUUUGGCUGUCGAAAGUUUCCUGGGAUGAUCCAAUUCCAACUCAUCUUGAAACCAAGUGGAAAAACAUCCGUCAAGAACUCACCUGUGUAUCAGAAAUUUCAAUACCUCGAUGGUUAAACACCCUUAGCUCAUCUUCAGUUCAACUUCAUGGAUUUUCCGAUGCUUCUCAACUAGCUAUGGCUGCUGUUAUCUAUAUACGAUCGAUUGGACCAGAUAAUAAGAUACACUCAACGCUUGUUUGCUCAAAAACAAGGGUUGCUCCACUCAAGAAACUCUCAAUACCACGACUAGAACUCAGUGCAGCCUUACUACUUGCAAAAUUACUCAAAUACGUCCACCAAAUACUCGACGUAAAGCCAACUCACAUUUAUUUAUGGACAGACUCAACAGUUACACUCACCUGGAUCCAAGCUCACCCGUCUCGCUGGAAAGAAUUUGUCAGAAACCGAGUGUCAGCAAUUCAAGAUCUGUCUCCAAAUAGCGUGUGGAGACACGUACCUGGCAAAAGCAAUCCAGCAGACUGUGCUUCACGUGGACUUACUAUCUCCCAACUCCAGAAGCACUCACUGUGGUGGACAGGCCCACAGUGGCUCAUCAAGGACGAAUCAACAUGGCCAACUCAAGAGUUUAAGUUUGACUCACAAGCACAAAUAGAAGAGCGACCGGGGCUCUCACUCAAUGUGGUAUCAAAUCAACCAAAAUUGCAUUGGGAGAUGCUCUUAAAAUUCUCAUCACUCACGCGACUACUCAGAGUAACCGCAAUUUGCUUUCGAGUUAGCCAACUCAUCAAGAAGAUACCACACUCAAGUCUCUAUUACCCGUUAACGCCACUCGACAUCGAACGGGCUAGAGUACUAUGGAUCAAAUCAACUCAGUCUGCAUAUUUUAAGAAUGAACUCAACAUGAUCAGCUCAUCAAGACUACCAAAAGGACAUGCCCUACUUCGACUCACUGCCUUCAUUGACACUCAAGGCAUUGUGCGAGUAGGUGGACGACUCACUAACUCAUUGAUGGAACGUGAUACUAUGCAUCCAAUCAUCCUACCGCAGACUGCUCACUUGUCAAAACUCAUCAUCGCCGACGCUCACCAAAAAACAAUGCAUGGUGGAACACAAGCAACACUCACCUUCAUACGGCGAUCUUAUUGGAUUCUGGGUGGUCGGAUUCCAGUUCGAUCAUUUAUUUUUAACUGUAUGAAGUGUGCUCGACAACGUGGCGAACGAGCACAGCAGCUAAUGGGUCAACUACCAGCAAGCCGAGUCACCCCAUCUCGACCCUUCUCCAUUAGUGGCGUGGACUACGCUGGUCCUGUCACUCUGAAGUCAUGGAAAGGGAGAGGCGCCAAACAUCAAAAAGGAUGGAUGUGUGUCUUUGUUUGCUUCUCAACUUCUGCAGUUCAUCUAGAACUUGUCAGUGAUUAUUCAUCAGACUCAUUUAUUGCUGCUUAUAGACGAUUCACAGGGCGAAGAGGCAUCUGCACAACACUCUACAGUGAUUGCGGCACAACUUUCAUUGGAGCAGAUGCACAACUCAAGCGACUAUUCAAUCAGGGAACUCAAGAAUUUUCUCAUCUGCACUACUCAUUGACAAAUGAAGGAACAACUUGGAAGUUCAACCCGCCAGCAGCUCCUCACAUGGGAGGAAAGUGGGAGGCAGCUGUAAAAUCAAUUAAAUACCAUCUCAACCGUACUGUUGGCGAAACAGCACUCACUUUUGAAGAAUUCAAUACUCUGCUCAUCCAAAUUGAAGCUAUACUCAACUCACGACCUUUGCAACCACUCACAGAAGACCCUGAUGAUCUGUCAACACUCACUCCAGCUCAUUUUUUGAUUGGUGAACCACUUACAGCAAUUCCAGAACCAUCAUUACUCACUAUUCAACCAUCUAGAUUGACUCGAUGGCAACUCUUACAACAGAAAAUGCAACUGUUCUGGAAAACAUGGUCUUCUCAAUACCUGCAACGACAACUAUCAAUCUCAAAGUGGUAUCACCGUUCUCACCAAUUGAAGGUUGGAUCUCUAGUUCUACUCACUGAUGAGAGGUUCCCACCAGCUAAGUGGCCUCUUGCCAAGAUCACUCAACUCAUCCCAGGAUCAGAUGGACUCACCAGAGUAGUCAAGCUCAAGACAGCAACAACUGAACUCACCAGACCAAUCACCAAACUGGCUAUUCUUCCCUACUCACCUCACGAUGACCAACUCAACGACGACCAAUCAAGCAAUGAUCAGCAUCAAGUUGCUGAUGGCGGGGAGAAUGUUGAAACUUAG
Messenger RNA from Chelonus insularis, 5502 nucleotides. RefSeq lists its product as uncharacterized. Gene Ontology annotation, molecular function: nucleic acid binding. The transcript has 2 exons. NCBI's taxonomy places the organism in Eukaryota, Metazoa, Arthropoda, Insecta, Hymenoptera, Braconidae. The record is from RefSeq and is a predicted model, not a curated record. Gene Ontology annotation, biological process: DNA integration. The coding region runs from base 1 to 5502 and encodes 1833 amino acids.